UCAGAACAGAGAGAUGUCGACAUUGAGAACCAAAAACAUGGAGUUAGACUCAGAGGUGGAGAGAUUAAGAAGGCAACUCACUAGUGAGAGAUUUGAAAAAGAACGCACAGUGCAGGAAAUGCGGCGACAUGGCCUCACUCCUCCCGCAGACACGUCAGGGCGAGCAAUGUCGCGUAGUUCACUCGGUCGCAGUUCCACCCCAGCCCGUAGAGUAUCCAGCCCAACAAGGUCAAUUCUCAGGUCACCUGAAAGAAGGAGGUCACCAGAGAGAGUGACCAUCAGGUCUCCACGGAGUCAUUCCAGAGCUGAGAGGGAGGAGGAUGGUUGGGAGGAAGAGAUAAAGGGAGACAUACAAAUUAUUAGAAGAAGUCCCACUGAAUAAAUCCCUGCUGGACUGGAUAGAGGAUACUGACCAGGCUGUGGCUGAGAUGACUUCUGUGUAGGAUAUUUAUUGUUAAAUCUGGAUAACGGAUACCAGACUGUGGCUGAGAUGACUUCUGUGUAGGAUAACUAUUGUUGAAUCUGGAUAACGGAUAUCAAGCUCCGGCUGAGAUUACAUCUGUGUAGGAUACUGUUUUUGAAUCGUGGUAACGGAUACCAAGCUGUGGCUGAGAUGACAUCUGUGAAGGAUAACUGUUGUUGAAUCUGGAUAACGGAUACUAAGCUGUGGCUGAGAUUACUUCUGUGUAGGAUACUGUUGUUGAAUCAGGAUAACGGAUACCAAGCUGUGGCUGACAUGAUAUCUGUGUAGGAUACUGUUGUUAGUGUGUAUAAUGGAUACUGGCCAGGCUGUAGCUGAUAUGACACCUGGAUAAUGGAUAUUGACCUAAUUGUUGAUGAUAUGAAACUGUUUAGGAUAUGGAUAUUAAUAUGGGUAACAGAUACUAGCAAAGUUGUGGAUGAUAUGACACCUGGAUAUUGGAUAUUGGCCAAGCAGUGGCUUAGGUGACAUCUGUUAAGGAGACUGAUGUUAAUGUGGAUAAUGGACACUGACCAGGCUGUAUCUGAGAUGAUAUCUGCCUAGGAUACUGCAGUUUAUGUGGAUAACGGAUACUGAUUGGGCUGGUAUCGACAUGAUACCUGGAUAAUGGAUAUUGGCCAGGCUGUGACUGAUAUGACCUCUGAAUAAUGGAUGCUGAUCAGGCUAUCAGGUUGGAUACAUAUGCCUUGCCUGAGAGAGAGAGCAAGGACCAGUGACUGAGGCAGUUUGAAUACAUCGUGUUGGUUUUGUGCAGAAAAAAUAACUGUAUGAAGUCAUGCAUUAUGUUUGACAGUCCAUAACUGAGUCAUUCACUUUGUAAAACCCAAGUGACCUAGUAUGAGUGACAAAAAAGGCUCUGUACUAAUUGAAAUGGAAGAUCUCACAGCAGUAUUUUUAAAACAAGAUUUAGUGGGGGUUUUUUUAAAGUGAUUUAUAUUUUUAAAAUUUGUAAUUUUAAUAUCCGUCAGAGAGUCAUUUUGGUAAAAGUCACAGUAAAUGGUGUAACGUUGGGUUCUCCCAGGCCAGUGAAUUAAGCGGUAUAGUGUGCGUGGUUUGGAAUAGUGACUCCCUACAGGCAGGAUAGCGCCAUUAAAUUGUGGUAUGCAUGAGGAAUAUUUACAGCUACGUGGAAUACAUGCCGCCUUUGUGUGGUCAAUUAACAUAUAUACGACCACAAAUGUAACAGCUCCAACUGCGAAGGCAGCAAUUUCUUCAGGUCACUUGAUGCUAUCUAUGCAUGGAGAACUAACAGAAGCAGGGAGUUGAGGAGGACGCUUUGUCUGGAAGACUGGACGGUAUUCUGACCGUGGUUAACAUUGCGGUGAUGUCUUGUCCACUUAAAUGAGACUACUUCAUGCUACGUCCACUGCCAUGCC
Lingula anatina is the source of this 1857-nucleotide messenger RNA. RefSeq names its product centrosomal protein of 135 kDa-like. Lineage: Eukaryota; Metazoa; Brachiopoda; Lingulata; Lingulida; Lingulidae. The record is from RefSeq and is a predicted model, not a curated record.